Tribolium madens (black flour beetle) is the source of this 1079-nucleotide messenger RNA. RefSeq lists its product as uncharacterized. The record is from RefSeq and is a predicted model, not a curated record. The transcript is spliced from 3 exons. Bases 83 to 550 code for a protein of 155 amino acids. Lineage: Eukaryota; Metazoa; Arthropoda; Insecta; Coleoptera; Tenebrionidae.
AAUCACUCCGAACCCCUAUGUACAUAAAAAAUAUUUAUAUACAAUCGAGUGGCUUGUAGCAAACCCUGUCACAUUUUUGCAAAUGGGGUUAAAAAUUGAGCUUGUCGUUCUUUUCCUGUUCAUUCUCGCCGUCGGUGUUGUUUCUCUCCUGUGUAUAGAAGCGGGGACAAUAACGGGCCAAACAGAGAUAAAAGAAUGCGAUGCAAGUAAUCUUGAAACUUUGGAGACUGACAACGGGACUGAAGAAGAAGACGAGAGAAAUGAAACUCAUUCAAGGGCAAAAGAAGAAUACCCUGAAGAAAGGGAGAAAAAAGUGGUCGAAUUUAGGUGUUUCACGACUUCGGCUUCAAUUGGACGAAAGCGCAGCGUCAUGAAGGGGUGCACCAUGAAAAAUGGGUGCUUAAAAAUAAAAAGGCGGCUAAAGAAGGCAAAUUUAAAACAAAUUAUGUGUAAGGAAUGUGGGACGCAUCUGUGUAAUUCGGCGAAAAAAAUGUUUUUUUUACAAAUUGCACCGUUGUUAUUACUACUCAUUGCAGGGAGAGUGCUCUAAAUAAAAGUAAACCGAUAAGUGAACAAAACUUUUAAUUCUAAUUUAUUACAACAGUUUGAACACUAAAACUGGCAAAGAGAGUGAAAAAAAAGUGAAAAGAUGCGUUUUCGGGGCGGAAUUGCACAAAGCCCCCUCGCAUUCGUAGCACUUGGCAUCACCUGAAAAGGGCAACAUGCUCGUGAGGGCCCCCUCCAUCAAGCCACAGCCCCCUUUCGGGACACAUCCCUUCACAAUUGCGGUUUGUCCUAGUGCAAUAAAUCAGUUUAGGAUAUACAAAAAAAAUAAAAUUACCGUCUCCUUGAACCACGAAUUUAAAACAGGUCAUGUCGAGUUUAGACACGUCCAAUCUUCGUUCGAAUUUUUUCAAACUUUGACUGCAGUCUUGGGGAGAGUGCUCUGAGACUCCUUUGGCCAAAGCUUCCAGAUUUGUGGAGUAACAUUCCAUGCAAAAUGCUAUUUUUUUGAAUAAAUUUAAUAAAUUUAUUCUUAAAAAUGUUUGCUACUCACAGUUUUUGAUGGAAAUGAUUGC